Molecule: messenger RNA, 5970 nt
Organism: Hippoglossus stenolepis (Pacific halibut)
Lineage: Eukaryota; Metazoa; Chordata; Actinopteri; Pleuronectiformes; Pleuronectidae
Gene: faxcb
Product: failed axon connections homolog, metaxin like GST domain containing b
Exons: 7
Coding region: 530-1681 (383 amino acids)
Cellular component (GO): cytoplasm
Source: RefSeq, a predicted model, not a curated record
GCGGAAGUAUUACAUAACACAAAUCCCAUGGCAGAGAGGAAGUGGUGCUGGCAUGAUGUGCUGCAAUCUGAUGAAUACAGAUCCUGGUAGGUUUGCUCUGUAGAGAUUAUGACUGUAUGAUAUUGAUGAUGAAGUGUAUUUGCUAUGUGUGAUAAAGGGACAUACAGAGUAUCUGCACGUCACUGUUAUUCCCACGUUACUUCUUCUGUCUACAACAAUAAACACUGCUGAUGUAAUCAGCGCGCUCCCAGAAGCCACGGGGGGGCGUCUUACUUGCAGUAGCCAUGAUUGCCGCGGCGACUUGGACGCACACGCGCGUCGUGCACAUCGCCGUGGUUCUUCGUGUCUGGAUUAAGCCGAGCUCCUGUCGCGGGAGCCGGACAGGCUGCCCCCGGUGAGAGGCGGAGGUGUGAGCUCCAAAUGUUGGAUCUUUACCAAAUCUUCUUUGGCUCUGAGGCGUCUGCUCGGCCUCCUCCCGGCAUGCUUCACUCUCACCCUGUCGGGACACCUGCGGCUUCACCUCGGCACCAUGAGCGUCCUCGCCUACUUCAGAGGCUGCAGAGACUACGGAGGCAUCAUGUCGGUUCUGGGCUCGGACUCCUGGUGGAAGAAGACCCUGUACAUCACCGGGGGGGCCCUGUUGGCCGCGGCUGCCUACCUACUGCACGAGCUGCUCGCCAUCAGGAAGGAGCAGGAGCUGGACUCUAAAGACGCCAUCAUCCUUCACCAGUUCUCCAGGCCAAAGAAUGGCGUGCCCAGCCUCUCGCCCUUCUGCCUCAAAAUAGAGACGUACCUGCGUAUGGUGGAUCUGCCCUACCAGAACUACUUUGAUGGGAGGCUGUCGCCGCAGGGUAAGAUGCCCUGGAUCGAGUACAACCACGAGCAGGCGUCAGGGUCAGAGUUCAUCGUGGACUUCCUGGAGGAGAAGCUGGGCGUCAACCUCAACAGUAACCUCACCCCGCAGGAGAGAGCUGUGUCACGAGCCAUCACCAAAAUGGUUGAGGAGCACCUCUACUGGACGAUAGCUUACUGUCAGUGGGUGGACAACUUGGAGGAAACCCAGAAGCUUCUUUCCAUGACCGGCCCACUGAGCGACACACUAAAGUGGCUGCUGAGCCACCUGAAUGGCAGCAUGGUGCGCAGAGAGAUGUACGGCCAUGGCAUCGGACGCUUCUCCAAGGAGGAGGUCUACACCCUGAUGGAGAAGGACUUGAGGACGCUGGCUACACUGCUGGGUGAUAAGAAAUACUUUAUGGGCUCUAAGAUGUCAACACUAGAUGCCACAGUGUUUGGACAUCUAGCGCAGGCUAUGUGGACUCUACCUGGGACACGACCCGAACAACUCAUUAAAGGGGAGCUGAUCAACCUGGCUAUGUUCUGCGAGCGAAUGCGAAGGAGGUUCUGGCCCGAGUGGUUUGUGGAGGUGGAGGAUCUUUAUUACGAUGGAGACAGUGAGAGCAGCAGUGGCGGCGGUGGCGGCUCCCCUACAGGCCUGCUGGACUUUGGCCUCUUCUCUAGGACUGACACUCUGGAAGACAGCGAGGCCAGCACCCACUCAGCCAGGCACACUCACUCACACUCCCCCGACUCCAACCACUCGCAGUUUGACUCGGAUGUGGGAACGGGGUCUGACAAUGACAUUCAGCUUAAGGAGGAACUAAUGCCGGACCUGGAGGUUUGACCUGAGAAUGACUGUGGUAGGCUGAGGGAAGGAGACUGACAGAAGGCUGGAGCAAUCGGUUUUUGCUUUAUAAACCUGGUUGAAAGAGCCUGUCCAGAUUGAGCUCUCACAGCUGAAGAAACUCUUCCAGCUCCUCCACCUCCAAUACCCAACAUGUUACAACUCCCUGAUGGACAAACUGGGUAUUUAUAUGCAGAGCGUAAGAACUGAACCUCAUUAUGCACAUGCUACUGUACUGUUUGUCCCCUCUCGUGACGUCCGAACUGUCCCCUUGGCAGUCUUCUCUUUGCCUUACUUGUCUCGUCCUAAGAUGCAGGAGCUGGUGUGAAAGGUUAACACAACAGGAAAACGUCUCAUGAAAAGUGCGGCAAUGCGGAGACAAGAGAGCGUUGUAGACAGGACAGGUGGCACGUCACUUGCUAUAAAAUGAUGCAACUAAUCACCACUCUGCCAUGUGUCGUUACGCACAAACCCAUACAGACAGGUGGAGAUUGAUCACGUGGCUAAAAGGAACAGCUGCUGCAUCUCCACUACGAACCAUCCAUGUGCUGAAGAGGAGACACAGGUGACACAGAGCGCCAGUCCGUGCCCCAGAUUCAUCCUAACGUCAUCUCCUCGAUGCUUCAAGAAUCUGCAUCAACACAAUGAUGCGUCUCCAUCAGACCAUGAGAUCCACUUGUAGUUCUACUGAAUAUGAGUCAGGAGAAGAGAUGAGCAGAAUCCUGCCUGUUGAAUUUACUUGUUAUCAUCCUUAUGUCUCCAAUUUAUUAAGUAUUUGUUUGCACGCUGGGAUCGGGUGAGCCUGGAGGUUUUGGUUGUAAGUUUCACCAUCCUUUAGGUCCACAUUGAAGAGCUGUCGUUUCUCUAUUUGACCACUAGAGGGUGUCAGUGGUCUGUCUGGUAUCCCCUUCAUUCUGUAACAUCAAGGUCAUUCCACCCUGAGGACGUGCAGUGGAUUCAACUCAGCAAAUUAUUUCUCCUUCAGGCCUAAACUUGAAUAUUGCGGUUCCCAUUCAAGUGUGUGUGUGUGUGUCUGUGUGUGUGACUGAGCACAGCAACAAAUCAGCCUUAGUGUUCAGACUCAUGGGUGAAAAUACUCUUUGUUGGAAUAUAAUUUCAUUAUCAGUGCCACUUGAUUUUUAUCAUUAUUAUAAUUUUUCUUUCUUUAAGAACAUGUGUCAAAAUCUCAAUUUUUUUGUUAAUAUUUAUUUUCUUAUUUCUCUCAAAGAGAAUGUUAUUUUGCACUAGUGGAAAUUUAUUUUUCACCUUAUUUCAGGGGGAACAGUCUGCUGGGGAGAGAAGAGAACUCAAAUGAAUGGGAAACAUAAAUAUGUGUAUCAGAAGAGCAGGAUGCUGAGUGCGCUGAUAACAAUUGUGCUGUGAGUGGGGCGCACUGCUUGUGUCGGCCGUGUGUGUGUGAAUGUUACUCAUUGUGAAUGUUAACAGAGACGGUCAUAAUACCAAAUCUAACAGAGAUGAGCAUCGCUGAAUGAAAAAGCUAAAAAAGGGACCAAAAUGUGUCGGUAAGCGUUCUGUCUGUCGUACUGAGCUGGAAGUGCUCAUGAAGACAACACAGUGUGAUGACUGUAAACAGAUUGUGGGGCUUAUAGGGUAGAUGCCACUUAAAUUAAAGGAUCAGUUCACCCGAAUUACAAAAAAUGUAUAUUCUCACGUGAAUAUAUUGAGCCAUGCAGAUAGUUUUAGUUUGAUUUCCUCCAUGUUAUGCUUUCAUCCCAAUGCAAUAAAGGUGAAUGGACUUUCAUAUGUGCUGCUUACAACAUUGACUAUGAUUGAUAGUGUUGUAUGGAAUAAUACACAGAACACGCUGUCUUCAGUAGAAAGAGUUCCAAUGCAAAUGGAUUAUAGAGAAAUGUAGCCUAGUCUUAACCUGUCGGGGAGAGCUGAAGCUGUUUCUGUUCCAGUGACAAGCAAAUGACUGUGGUAGAGGAACAUGUACGUAAGCAAACAGCUUUACCUUCAUCCAUGAUCUUUUCCAUUCGUGCUAUCAAACCCCAAAUGCUUGCACACAUGACGUCCCAUGUGGUUUGGUGUUAUUGUCAGUUGGCUCAGCUCUGUUGUGUGUAGCUGUAAGACAGGACAAACUAAGUAAGAGUGAAACACCCCAUCCUGCUUUUGGAUUCAUUGUACACUGUUUAUCUUUGAGCAAGAGAGUUUCUUUUGUGACAUUUUGAGGUAAUGGGUCAAUUCAUUGGUAAGUUUUUGUUUCCUCAUUUUAAGGGUAGAAUUUCUAAGAUAAAGUGACUUAGUUCCAGUGAUGUCAGUACAUUAGUUUGACCAGCAAGAACAUUGUUUCCAUAUAGAUGUUUCUGUCCUAUCAUUUAAAGCUGCUAUUAGAGAUGUGGUGAAAUUACAGAUGGUUUGUUGUACCAUUUAAGUUGUAACUUCCAUGGCAAUUUAGUGUAUAAGGUAGCAAGUCGAAGACACCAAUGUGCUUUUGUUGAGUGUUGGAAAAAUGUGGCAUAAGCAGGAGUAGGCAGGUGCUCAUAGCUUGCAAAUGUAAGCAUCCACAGUCCCCAAAUUGUGUGGCUGAUAUUUUGUCCUGACUGAUAUUUGGGGUUGACGUCUACUUUUGCUCACUAUAAUUGUGAUACAAAAUGUUCAUUCCACAAACAUCUAUCUCGUGAACCUUUCAUCUUAUCAGCUUCACUCUUGGCAUGUGUAUUGUAAAUGGCCAGAGAAAGUGCAGUGCUGAGUUUGGUGUGAUUUGGACGUGCAAUAUGUUUAAUAUGAAUUAAAAAUAGUCAGUCAGUAAGGGUGGAGGCAAUAAAAUCGUCCAGCACACAAACAAUACAAAGUGACAUCAUAUUGUAAGAUUGUGUGAUGUGAAAUGGUUCCGUCAUAGCGAAAAUCCACAGAGGGUUAUCACCAUAUCCGCUCUUUGAGGCGUUUGUUUUGGUUGGUUCUCAUGAGCAUUGUUAACAGACAAGGCAGGCAGCUGAAAAAGCCUUGAUCAACCUGCUGUAUAUACGCUACGUGCUCAGCGCCAAACGACAGACGGACAAACCUGGCGUCUCGCUUGUGAACAUAGUGGAGCGUUAAGCAGCUAAAGAGAUAUUUCCCUCAGGUUCUGCUAGAGAGAACAGUGAUAUAAAAGAGAGUCAACAUUGGUUGGUGGACACAAACACAACUUCAAACUUCUAAUUUUGCCCUGCGUUUGAUAACAAGUUCAACAUAUCAACUGACGGUAGGUCUGUGGUGCAUUAACAAAAAGAUAGUCAAUGCAUCAAUGCUUUUUGUGUCAUCGCACACAAUCUUUAGAAAAUAGGACAGGAUGGUGAAUAUCCCUUGUAUGUUUAAAGGUCUUCCGCACUAGUUUGAUGAUAGGUUGCCAACCAGUAGUAGAUGGCAGGGAUCACCAGCAAAUGUUAGUGACCACCAGCGGACGCUCAGGAUGUAUCAUUAGUUGUGUAGCUUAGCGUCAUCUGGUAUUUUUGCCUAGACACCUUCUUCUAAGGCAGGGCCACCACAGGCUGAUCAGACCUGGGUGUGGUUCGCUAACACCUUGGGGCCCAGUUGGGAUCUCUCCUCCUGGUCCAGAGCCCUUGGCUGCAGGGCUUGUCCAUGGAUUCCAGAACUUGAGCAGCUUGAUGGUGGAUGUUGCAAUAAAACCUCUGCAGCCAACCUCCACUGGGUUGACUAUUGCUUUCCAGCCGUGUUGUUCUGCCUCAUCUCCACAUACUGCAGCCGCUUGCUCUCAUUCGCUUCAUCAACAGCAUCCUCUCAGGGUGCUGACAACACGCAGGGUGUUGGACCAGUACCAGGUCCUACAAUCUUAAAAUCUCAUCUGUAACAUCUCAAAACCUGGACACAUUAAACCAAAACUGUUUGCAUGGCUACGCACCACACAGUGUGACUGAGAUCAUUUUUCUGUUUCAGGUGAACAGACCCUUUACAAUAAUAAUGUUUAAGUAGGCGAGUUUGUAACGGAAAGGACGGUGUUUGAGACUCCAGAGAGAACCUCCUUCCAUCAUGUCGUCCUGUGGUCUGAUUCCCGACCUGCCAGGACCUGGGUCGUGUUUGUCAGUUGCCUCACCCAGUCUGGGCGUCAUAUACAGUUGGACUGCUUUAAUCAAGCCAUAUUAAAAACUAGAAGUGUUGUUAUUGGAAACAUGUCAUAGCAUUUCUGCUGGGGUAAUAUAAAUGUUGUAUGUGUGACAAAGUGUACCAUACUGUAUGUAGAGCUGACUGAUUAAACAACAUGUGGGUGUGCAGUCAUAGAAGCUGGAGUGGCUGGAUGAUUUCAAUAAAGGUUAGCUGUGACAAUUUUA